Hermetia illucens (black soldier fly) is the source of this 1015-nucleotide messenger RNA. RefSeq names its product larval cuticle protein LCP-30-like. NCBI's taxonomy places the organism in Eukaryota, Metazoa, Arthropoda, Insecta, Diptera, Stratiomyidae. The record is from RefSeq and is a predicted model, not a curated record. Gene Ontology annotation, cellular component: chitin-based extracellular matrix. Gene Ontology annotation, molecular function: structural constituent of chitin-based larval cuticle. Bases 112 to 915 code for a protein of 267 amino acids. The transcript is spliced from 3 exons.
UUAAGCCCAAAUAAAUUUCCAGCCUAAUAGAGCAGCUUUACCAGGAACUAAUUACGGUAUAAAAACCGAAGAACCGUCCAAUGAUCACUAGAGUGGAUAAACGUGGUAACGAUGCAUUUAGUGAAAUUGGGUGCGGUUGUGGUGUUUUCAGCACUGUUCACGGUUGGAAUAUUAGCCCAAGACGAUGGCAGUUAUCGGCCGUCGUCCACGACAAGGAGACCCUUUUAUUCCUUCCCAGUGAUAUCAACGACUAGAAGACCAUAUGAGGGUCGUUACAUCGCAGGAAAUGAUGGUCGCUACCGAGGAGGAAACGAUGGACGUUAUAGGGCCGGUGAUGGUCGCUAUGUUCCCAAUCCUAACGAAGGACGCUAUGUUCCCAGUGAUGAAGGCAAAUAUUCACAUCGGGAUGUACCUUAUAGGCCAGGCGGUGGAGAAUACACAGGGGGAUAUAAACCUGACAAGGAUGCUUCCUACAGGACGAGUACAACAUUUCGUCCAACUCCUACGACGACUUCUCGUUCAACUGCUUCCUUCCGACCUUAUACUUAUUCUACAACACAGAUUGCAGCCCGACCAACUGUGAAGGGAAAAGGAACCGGUGAAGGACGAGGUGGAUGGAAAAUCAUACGUUCAGAAAAGGAGGAGGCAGAAGAUGGCUAUCAUUAUUUAUUUGAAACCGAGAAUGGCAUACUAGGAGAGGAAUCUGGCCGUGUUGAGAACGUUGGAAAAGACGAGGAAGGCUUGAAAGCUACAGGAUUCUAUGAAUACACAGGGGAUGAUGGCAACUUAUACCGAGUAGAAUAUUCCGCAGAUGAGAAUGGCUUCAACCCGAAAGGCGAUCAUAUUUGGCCAAUUCCUGAUUCUGUUCGACGAACCUUAGAGUGGUUACGGGCGAAUGGCGAAUUAGAUCGCUGAGUCAGCGCUUCUCAGCAGUCUAAUUCUAUUCUUUUAUUAAAUAACCUUAGCCAGUAUAUGAUUUGAUAACGGACUCAAUAAAGCGAUGCCAUUUUCAAUA